GUGAAGGUGGUAUUAGAUAAGAGGCGAGCAUGCAGAUAACAGGACAGCCUAUCUUCCACAGUUGUAGACUAACACUCAUCCAUAAAGGUACCUCAAGCCUUACUCUCUCCCCAUAACCAUACUUUAACAGCUACACCAGAGUGAUGGUGUUCCGUCUGCUGGUCGGCAUGUGUGUGUGCACAGGCCUCUUCGUGGCCUUCCUCUGCGUCACCCUACCUUCCAUCCCGCGUCCUCUUACUCCCGCCACGUUCGCCUACAGGUUCGACAGAGUGAGAGACGUCAUCAACUUGACGGGUACUCCAGUGAACACGAUCCCAGAUGAGGUGGGGUGGGAGGAGGACCUGUCGCAGGAGCCCUUGUGUAACGACAGCUCGCCCUUCAUCCUGGUGGUGGUGCCCUCAGCCCUCCACCACUUCCAGGAGAGACAAACUAUCCGCACCACCUGGGCCAGCCCUCACCUCUAUCCCUACACCUGGAUCAGGACAGUGUUCGUGCUGGGAGCCACGAGCAACAACACCCUACAGGAGCUGAUCUACCAAGAGAUGGACCUCCACCACGACAUCAUCCAGAACACCUUCGUCGACUCUUACAGGAACCUGACCUACAAGACCAUCUCGUGGUUGUCAUGGGUGAGGGACUGGUGCCCCGAGACGCCCUUUGUGGCCAAGAUCGACGACGACGUUGUGGUGAACCCCUUCCACCUCCUCCAGUACCUAAGGCUACAGAUCUCCAGGGACUCGGCGCCCUCCAAGAUCCACGGCCGCCUCUCUAGAAGAGCCCCGUCUCACAGGAACGGCAAAUGGGCCGUGACUGAGGAGGAGUACCCGGACAAAUUCUUCCCGCCCUUUGUGUUCGGUCCCGCGUACAUCGUGGGCCGCAACGCCGUGGAGCGACUACUGGCGUAUGUCGCCCACACGCCCUUCCUCUGGUUGGAGGACGUGUAUAUCACGGGGCUCGUCGCUCGCGCCGCAGGAAUCAGACAUGUGAACAUCGGCAGGGAGCUCUACACGAAGAAGCCCACGCGGAAGCUGUACGGGGGAAAAGUCGCGUUCUACAUAGGCGCGAGUGAGAAGAACAAGGCGGUCGCCUGGGCGGGAAUCUUAAAAUACGCGGGACUGAAGAAUCGUCGCAAGAGAAAGUAAUGUAGUUUGCCCAGGUACUGGAACCACGCCUGGGGGACCGAGGAACUGACCCACGCCUGGGGAACAGAGGAAUUGACCCACGCCUGGGGGACAGAGGAACUGACCCACGCCUGGGGGACAGAGGAAUUGACCCACGCCUGAGGGACAGAGGAACUGACCCACGCCUGGGGGACAGAGGAAUUGACCCACGCCUGGGGGACAGAGGAAUUGACCCACGCCUGGGGGACAGAGGAACUGACCCACGCCUGGAGGACCAAGGAACUGACCCACGCCUGAGAGACCGAGGAACUGACCCACGCCUGGGGGACCGAGGAACUGACCCACGCCUGGGGGACCGAGGAACUGACCCACGCCUGGGGGACCGAGGAACAGUCCCCGUAGCACAGUGGUAAAACACCCGGCCGACGCUUCGCGAGCGCUUUGGUUUGGGUUCUAUCCUGGCCGGGGAGGAUUAGACUGAGUGCCAAUCCUUAACUGUAGCCUCUGUUUACCCAACAGUAAAAUGGGUUCCUGGUUGUUAAUCGAUUUGGC
This is a messenger RNA of Procambarus clarkii (red swamp crayfish), 1673 nucleotides long. Its product is annotated as beta-1,3-galactosyltransferase 1. Lineage: Eukaryota; Metazoa; Arthropoda; Malacostraca; Decapoda; Cambaridae. Gene Ontology annotation, molecular function: hexosyltransferase activity. The record is from RefSeq and is a predicted model, not a curated record. Gene Ontology annotation, cellular component: Golgi membrane.